Molecule: messenger RNA, 666 nt
Organism: Maniola jurtina (meadow brown)
Lineage: Eukaryota; Metazoa; Arthropoda; Insecta; Lepidoptera; Nymphalidae
Product: chorion class A protein Ld5-like
Exons: 2
Coding region: 112-585 (157 amino acids)
Biological process (GO): multicellular organism development; chorion-containing eggshell formation
Cellular component (GO): egg chorion
Molecular function (GO): structural constituent of egg chorion
Source: RefSeq, a predicted model, not a curated record
CUUUUAAUAUUGUGAAAUGGUCUAAGUCCACAUAGACAUUCGGUAUAAAGGCACUCCCUAGUUGAGUCCGAUCAUUGUAUCCUCGUGUCUACACAACACAAACACUACAACAUGAACACCUUCGCUGUUCUGCUGCUCUGCGUCCAAGCUUGCUUGGUUCAGAAUGUAUGGGGCCAGUGUCUGCGCGGCGCUGAGCUCGUAGGCCCAGCUUACGGCGGCUAUCUCGGCGGUCUGGGCGCUCCCUGCGGCCUCGGUCUCGGCGCUUACGGCCUCGCUGACGGUAUCUACGGCCCCGGUAUCGGCGCUUACGGCCUCGCCGACGGUAUCUACGGUCGCGGUAUCGGCGCUUACGGCCUCGCUGACGGCGUUUACGGCCUCGGUGUCGGUUGCGGCGCAGCUUACGGCGGCGAAGGCAUCGGCGAUGUAGCGGUCGCCGGUACACUGCCGGUGGAAGGCAGGACCCUGGUCGCCGGACAGGUGCCGAUCAUGGGCGCCGUGGAGUUCGGAGGCGUCGUGCCAGCCGCUGGCGGAGUGUCCAUUGCCGGCAGCUGCGGCUGCGGCUGCAGGGGCCCCUACCUCUACUGAGAACCACCUCCAAUCGCUUGACUUUACACUGCUCGAAAAAAUUUGACUAAUUCGAAAUAAACGAAUGAUUUAGCAUUUUAA